This is a messenger RNA of Syngnathus acus (greater pipefish), 1810 nucleotides long. RefSeq names its product inorganic pyrophosphatase 2 (gene ppa2). Gene Ontology annotation, cellular component: cytoplasm. The coding region runs from base 35 to 1072 and encodes 345 amino acids. Gene Ontology annotation, molecular function: magnesium ion binding; inorganic diphosphate phosphatase activity. The transcript has 12 exons. Gene Ontology annotation, biological process: phosphate-containing compound metabolic process. Lineage: Eukaryota; Metazoa; Chordata; Actinopteri; Syngnathiformes; Syngnathidae. The record is from RefSeq and is a predicted model, not a curated record.
UGUAAAGCAGGAAGUGGCGGCAAAAGCGACAGCCAUGAGACCGCCGCUUUUACUCCGCUCCUCAGGCUACGUCUUCCGGGCAUUUGUGGACUCAUUUCCCCAUUUUGGACAGAAGCUCCUCUGCCGUGCCGCCUCCGUGCCACAUUUGUACACGUUGAGAAAAACGAUGCACUAUCAAACAGAGGAGAGAGGAAGCCCAAACACCCCAGAGUACCGGAUUUAUUUUAAAAAUUCAGAUGGCAACUACAUUUCUCCUUUCCAUGAUAUCCCCCUUAUAGCUCAGGAAGAACAGUGCAAUGGUUUGCCAGCCAAGAAGGCCAAGAAGAACGGGAGUGAGGCGCUCUUCAACAUGGUGGUGGAGGUACCCCGCUGGACCAACGCUAAGAUGGAGAUUGCGACAAAGGAACCACUGAACCCCAUUAAGCAAGAUGUAAAGAAAGGCAAACUCCGAUAUGUUGCCAACAUUUUUCCACAUAAAGGCUAUAUUUGGAACUACGGCGCCAUUCCGCAGACGUGGGAGGACCCUAACCACAUGGACUCGGAAACAAAAUGCUGCGGCGAUAAUGACCCAAUUGACAUUUGUGACAUUGGCAUGCAGGUGUGCUCUCCCGGUCAGGUGAUUCAAGUGAAGGUGCUUGGGAUCUUGGCUAUGAUCGACGAGGGCGAAAUGGACUGGAAGGUCAUCGCUAUCAAUGCGGCCGACCCUGAGGCCAAUAGCCUAAAUGACAUUGAUGAUGUCCGCAAGAGCCGGCCUGGUCAUUUAGAGGCCACUGUCGACUGGUUCAGGAAAUAUAAGAUUCCGGAUGGGAAGCCUGAAAACCAGUUUGGAUUCAACGCUCAGUUUCAAGAUAAGGACUUUGCUGUGGAGAUGAUCAAAUCCACACAUGAGCACUGGAGGGCACUAGUCCAGAAAUCGACAAACAGUAGUGGGAUUGAAUGUAAAAAUGUAUCAUGCUCUGACAGUCCCUUCAAUUGCAGCGCAAAAGAGGCUAAAGACGUGAUUCAGUCGGCGCCUGUGUUUGGUUGUGCGCACAGUGUUUCGCCAGAAGUGGACAAGUGGCAUUUUGUCUGAGUGAUCGGGAAACUGAAAAGACGGACGCAAACUGUCACUUUGGUAUCGAUGGCGCCUUACUGUUUUUUAGCAGUAUCAAUAAUGACUGGUAAGGAUCUAUCGUCACCUCUUUCGAAUGCCAUGUUUGCUGUCCAGUCAGGCUAAGUAGAUUUUCUUUUUAACAUUAUAACCUAGCAUAACGUUACUUGCUAUCAAUAUGAACUUCUGUGUCCAAUCACAAAUGAAAUAUCAUGUUUUGAUCACCGUCAUGUCAUUUCCUUUUAUUUUAAUCGUGCGUUAGUAAUCACAGAGAUAACAGUCUUUUUCGUUGAGGUAGUUAGUUGGAUAUGUACAUUUUUAUGUUUUCUUGACACAUCAAAGAUUUGCACGAUCUGCACCAAAUGUGUGAAUAAAUCCACCGAAUGAUGUGGAUGUAACCAUGAAAGGAGCAUACACAAACAUUUGAAACUAGGGAUGUAUUUAGAAUGGUAAAACUGUUUGUUUUUUUAAUACAAGUCAAAUAGCUUUAAAUAAAUAUAGAUUUAUUAGAGGAAAAAAAAAAACACCCACACCUUGGCAAUAUCAGCAAUGAUAUAAUAACAGCUUUGAAAUAAACUGCAUUCAGUACAUGACAAUACUUAGUUUCAUACCUAUUUUUAAUCCAAUUUUAUGGAGCAUACCAAUUUUCAGAACAAGAGAAGCCUUGAGAAAUAAAACAGGAAAUAAGUUUUAGUGUGUGCCUGCAAAAGAAAAAAAAAA